This is a messenger RNA of Mytilus californianus (California mussel), 1079 nucleotides long. RefSeq names its product microsomal glutathione S-transferase 3-like. Bases 60 to 488 code for a protein of 142 amino acids. Gene Ontology annotation, cellular component: endoplasmic reticulum; membrane; nuclear envelope. Gene Ontology annotation, molecular function: glutathione peroxidase activity; glutathione transferase activity. The record is from RefSeq and is a predicted model, not a curated record. Lineage: Eukaryota; Metazoa; Mollusca; Bivalvia; Mytilida; Mytilidae. The transcript has 5 exons.
UGUUGUAUACAUGUUCAAGAUUUAGAACGUCGAGUCAGCAUAACUCGAUACAGGAAAUCAUGGCAGUUACUUUCACACUUCCCUCAGAUUUCGGAUAUGUUAUCCUUACAUCUAUUGCUUCUAUUUUUGUUUUGAUGUGGAAGGGUUUUCAGGUCGGUAAAGCAAGGACAAAGUAUGAAGUGCCGUAUCCAAAGAUGUACAGCGAUGACGAUAGAUUCAACUGUGUACAGAGAGCUCACCAAAAUACGCUAGAAAACUAUCCACAAUUUCUGAUCUUGUUAAUAUUUGGAGGUCUGACAUUUCCAAAAUUAUCAGCUGCAGCAGGAAUGGUUUGGAUUGUUGGACGUGUUUUCUAUGCAUUGGGAUACUAUAGCGGAGAUCCAAAGAAAAGAAUGAGAGGAGCUUUUGCGUAUAUUGGUCUCUUAGCGCUCUUGGUCUUUUCCAUCAUUACAGCAUUGAAAAUGCUUGGAUUUGUCAAUUUUGUUUAAACAACAUGAAUAAUCAAUGCUAUGAAUUUGUAGUACUUCAAGUUCUUUACAUUUGUAAUACAUUGAAUUCUAUACAUUUGUAUAAAUACAUUGAAUUCUACACAUUUGUAUAACAAUGUAUAAAUGCAUUGAAUUCUAUACAUUUGUAAUACAUUGAAUUCUAUACAUUUGUAUAAUACAUUGAAUUCUAUACAUUUGUAAUACAUUGAAUACUAUAUACAUUUGUAUAAAUACAUUGAAUUCUAUACAUUUGUAAUACAUUGAAUUCUAUACAUUUGUAAUACAUUGAAUUCUAUACGUUUUUAAUACAUUGAGUUCUAUACAUUUGUAAAACAAAAGUCCCAUACAUAUUACAAUACACAUCAGUAGUGCAAUUAUGUAUAUAUGUGUACCAUAACUCAGAAACAUUUUAGAUUUAUUUACAUUACUAUGUAUCAUAACUUUUCAUGACAGUACGGUGCGAUGUAAUGUAUUUAUUUUUUCAUAAAAGUAAUAAAUGUGCAAGUUUGCAAUUUAUGUGUAUUUUUCAACAUCCAUAUGUAUGUAUAUAUGUAUAUGUCUAACAUGUUGAACAAUAAAAGAUUACUUAAA